CAAAGACCCAAAAGGAAAGUAGGCAACUUUCUAGUUACUUCCUGACCAAAGCCUUUCUUUCUGAUCCUGAUUCUGCAACUAGCCUUCAUGAGUUUGAUUAAAGCCCGCACCUUACAGCAAAAACCAAAACCCACAAAGCCGAACAUUUCUAUUCUUGCUGCUUGCAUGAUGAUGAAGCUGACUGGAAACUGGUCUCCGCGUAAUAGAAAACUAUAAACAAAGACCCAAAAGGAAAGUAGGCAACUUUCUAGUUACUUCCUGACCAAAGCCUUUGUUUCUGAUCCAUUUAACUUUAGCUUUCGCUGUUUUGACAAACUUUCGUUUCUCUGUUUGUUUUUCCUUUCCCUUCCGGGAAUCAUCUCUGUUCAAGAGAAAAAAUGUGUUCUUCUGAGGAUAUCUCAGCUGACCUGAUCCUGCUACAAUCCCAAAGUAAAAGUCUUGUAAACACCCUGGAAAAGCUCCAGGGUGGUUCUUCUUUAGUCUCUUCACUUUAUCUUCAAUGCCAAGAGCUACAGGAACUCUCCAAGUCAAUCCAACGUUCAAUCCAAACUCGUUUCCAUGAACUCCAAUUCAAAGAAAAUGAGAUAGAGAAUAGGCUCAAAGAACUUGAAUUCAGAGAAAAGGAACUGUGUAAGCUUUCAAAACUAAAACUUGAUGAUAGGUUGAUCGGAAAAGGUUCGUCUUUACCGGAUUUAAAGUUUAUUGUUAGUACGGAUGGGGAAAGAUUGUUGAUGUUCUUGAACGAGCAUGAGAAUGAACAUGAAAAGCUUGCUGACGAGGUUUACAAUGUACUUAAAGUGUCUAAUAAUCCUGGAAAACUGGUUUGGCAGGCAGUUAGAGGGGUGUUCUUGGAAAAAGGAAAUGUUGGGGUUGAGAGAAAUGUGGAGAGAAGAAGUUGCUUGGUUUUAUUGGAGGGAUUGAUGAGAGUUAGGCCUGAGAUUAAGAAAUAUGUUAAAAAAGCAGCAGCGUUUGUGGCGAGGGAGUGGAAGCUAAAGCUUGGGAUGGAGGGUGAGGAUGAUAGGGAGAUUUUACUGUUUCUGAUGAUUGUGGGUGCUUACGGAUUGCUUGAUCAGUUUAAAUCCAAGGAAAUUAGGAGUCUUUUUGAGAGGGUUGCACAGUAUAAGGAGGCUUCCCUUUUGGGUCGUAUUCUUGGAUUUGUUGAGAAGGCUGCCCCUGAGACCUGCAACCUCCAUUCCCAAGUAAAGAUGGAGCAAUUGGGUGAGGUUUCAAUUGUGACGUCUGAGGCAAUAGAUGAUACAGUGAUCAAUCACUCCUGUUCAUCCGCAGCUCAUUUAAGAUUUAUUGCAAAUACAAAUGCAGAUAGAUUGUUGAUGUUUUUGAAUGAGCAUGAGAAUGAUGAGAAGAUUGGUGAUGAUGUUUACAAUGCGCUGAAAAUGUCAGUUAAUCCAGCAAAAUUGGUUUUGGAUGUAGUUAAAGCAGGAAUUUCAGAGAAGGCAAAUGUAGGAGUUGAAAGUGGUGUGGUCAAGAACAGUUGUGUGGUUCUGUUGGAUCAGUUGAUGAGAUUGAGGCCAGAGGUUAGUCAGAAACUGAGGAAAAAAGCACUGAAGUUAGCACAACAAUGGAAAGGAAAUAUAAAAACCCAAGGCAAUUAUGAUGAAGAGGUUUUGGUCUUUUUGAUGCUUGUGGGUGCUUAUGGAUUGACUAGUGAAUUCAAUUUCAAAGAAAUUGAGAGUCUUUUUGAGAGUGUUUCUCAGCAUAAACAGGCUCCAAUAUUGAGUCGUAUCCUUGGUUUCACUGACCAAACCCUUGUGAAAGGCAUCUAUCAUUCUCAACUAAAGAUUGAACAAUCUGACGCAGAAAAUAUUCAAUUGGAUAGCAUCCUUCCCUAUGAAGCAAAGCUUGAGCAGUAUAAUGCUACUUCAUCCACUAGUUGUUGGCCUGAGCUAGUAUCUUUUAGUAUCAGUAUGGAUGUAAGGGGUUUAAUAUCGUUUUUGUCUGAGCAUGUGGAAGGUCAUAAUCUAAUGCAAUGUGAAAUUUCUGAUGCUCUUCUGUUGGCCUCAGAUCCUGCAAAAUUAGUCUUGGAUGCAUUAUCUAGUUUUUAUCGUUCAAAGUCAGGAGAUGGGUUUAAGGGUGCUGCCUUAUCCAAUGUGAGAAAGAGUUGCAUUCUUUUGUUGGAGCAGCUAAUGACAUGUUCAGUCCAAAUUGGACGCCAUGUGAAUGAAGAAGCUCUUAAGUUAGCAGUUGAGUGGAAGGAAAGAAUGGAACAGAAGUACCCACAUGGUGUGAUGGCGUAUGGAUUCUUGCAGUUUAUAAUCACUUACAGUUUGACAUCUGCUUAUGAUGUGGAUGAACUCCUUCGUCUUUUGGUCACUGCAAGUGAGUAUAGACAGUCUCCUGAUUUGUGUCUGGCUCUUGGUUUGGCAGAUAAGAUAUCAAUACUUAUCGAGACCCUCAUAAAAAGUAAUCUACAGCUUGAGGCUAUUGCAUAUAUUUGUGCAUUUGGUCUUGCUGACAAGUUCCCUCCUGCACACCUUCUGAAUGCCCACUUGAAAUAUUCCAAGAUGAGAAUAUACAAGAAGGCUAAAAAAUCAAAUGUGAAGCAGAAUCAGACCAUAGACAAAGAAAUUGCUAUUAUGAGAAAGGUCAUUAGAUGCAUUGCUGAUCACAAACUUGAAUCCCUAUACCCACCUGAGGAUCUUGAAAAGUAUAUUGUGCAUCUGGAAAGGCAGAAAGAACAGGGAAAUGAAACAGCACGAAGGGAAAAGCAGAAAGUAGACAGGAAAAAAACUUUGUCAGUCCCUUCAACCAAGAAACCACAGCAGGAGUGUGGAUUUAAGUCGCCUUUCAUGAAUAUGCCAGCUGAGGCCACACCAAGCGCUUCUGCUAGUGCUGGUUGCACUCUUCACUUAAGACCAUCACCUCUUGAACAACCAGUUAGCUUGAUUGCUGAUCAAGCUGCACCUUGUAGUUUGUGGGACUCUACUAUUUUCUCUGCAGACACAAACUCAUUUAAUUGGCAGCAUGGGUGUGCAAUUGCCAGUAACGGGAGCUUGGAGCAGUUCACUUCAACUGGAGCAUUUGACAGGGCCGCCCCUGAAAGCAGCAUCCAUCAUGCUCAACUGAUUGACCAAUCUCAAUCAAAAGAAUUUCAACUUGAUGGCCUUGUUCCUUCUGAAGCAACCUAUGAGCAUUAUAACACUUAUUCAUCUACUAGUUGUGGGUUUGACCUGCAAUCUUAUAUCACCAGGAUGGAUGCAAGGGGUUUAAUAUUGUUUCUAUGUGAGCAUGUGGAGGAUCAUGGCUUAAUGCACUGUGAAAUUUCUGAUGCUCUUCAAUUAGCCCCGGAUCCUGCAAAACUUGUUUUGGAUGCUGUAUCAACUUUUCAUUAUUCAAAGUCAGGGAAUGCUCCUAAAUCUAAAAAGAAGUCAGAGGAUGGCUUUCAUAGUGGAGCCUUAUGCAAAGUGAGAAAGAGUUGCAUUCUUUUGUUGGAGCAGUUAAGGACAUUUCCAUUCCAGAUUGAACCCCAUGUUAAUGAAGAAGUUUUGAAGUUGGCAGUUGAUUGGAAAGGAAGAACGCUAAAGCACCGGAAAGGUGUGAUGGCAUAUGGUUUCUUGCAGCUGAUAGUCACCUACUGUUUGAUGUCUGCUUAUGAUGCAGAUGAGCUCCUUGGUCUUUUGGUUAUUGCAAGUGAUUAUCGACAGUCUCCUGAUUUGUGUCUGGCUCUUGGUUUGGCAGAUAAGAUCCGCGUCUUGAUUGAAACCCUCAUAAACAAAAAUCAACGGCUGGAGGCUAUUGCAUACAUAUGUGCAUUUGAUCUUGUCGACAAGUUCUCUCCUGCACACAUGCUGAAAGUUCACUUGGAAUAUGCUAGGGAGAGUUUGUACCAGAAGGCUAAAAAAUCACAUUGGAAAUGGCAUCAGAUUAUCGAUCAUGAGAUAGCUCUUGUGAGAAAAGUCAUCGGAUGCAUUGCUGAUCACAAGCUUGAAUCAUUAUAUCCACCUGAGGAUCUGGAAGAGUACAUUAUACAGUUUGAAAGGCAGAAGGUGGAGCGAUAUAUUGCUGCAAGAAAGGACAAGCAGAAAACAGGCCGGAAACAAACUCCGCAAGUACCUUCUGCCAAUUCAAAACCGCAGCAGGAGAGUGGAGCUAAGUUACCCUCCACAAAUGUGUCAGCAGAGGCCACCCCAAGCACUUCUGCUGGUGCCGGUUCCACUACUAAACUGUCACCUCUUCAACUACUAGAAAGCUUCUUUGCAGAUCAAGCCGUGCCACAUGGUUUAUGGGAGUCCACUACUUUCUCUGCAAACACAAACUUAUUAAGUGGUAAACAGCACGCAGAUACGGCCAUGAUUGCCAAUAAUGGGAGUUCAGACUCAGACUGUAAUGAGCAACUCGAUAACAUUUAGCCCUGUGUGGUUGCUGUUUGCCUUGGGUACAUAUUUUGCUUUGGUAUUUGAACCUGGACUGCUGCUAUAUUGAAACCAACAAAAGGAGUUGCAUUGGUACCAAA
Molecule: messenger RNA, 4471 nt
Organism: Theobroma cacao (cacao)
Lineage: Eukaryota; Viridiplantae; Streptophyta; Magnoliopsida; Malvales; Malvaceae
Source: RefSeq, a predicted model, not a curated record